Dicrocoelium dendriticum is the source of this 924-nucleotide messenger RNA. Lineage: Eukaryota; Metazoa; Platyhelminthes; Trematoda; Plagiorchiida; Dicrocoeliidae. The record is from the annotation of a GenBank genome assembly.
AUGCUGGAAAAUGAAAUAACGUUUGUUGUGGUUGUUUGCGCACGUGAUGCCUAUUCUAUCGCCACGCCAGUUGUCGGACUAGUGGAGUUGCUCCUGUUCACAAAUGUAUCCGUUGUCGAAUCCAAAUCCAUUUCGCCUUUGAAACUACGAGUAUCUUUCUGGCUGUUACGAGCUGAAGUACUGUUUAAAUGCCCCGACGGUUUCACCAAACCCGACGAGUACUUCGUUCAUAUUGAACAAUGGAUUGAGACAAAUUCGUGGACCACGGCAACUCGCGGAUCCGCGCCAUUUCAUAGCUCGUACGAUCAAGAUUCCAGUCAUCCAAUUGCUUACAAUGCCGUCCCGGACAAAAUCAUCCGACUGAAUUGCUCCAGUGGAAAGAAGUCGAUUCGCGAGCACAUUGCAGGCUACGUUCGCCGCCUGCGUGUUAGUUGGAAGCUGAGUGGGGCGUUAUCCCCGUUACCAUCGGUUUGGACGACCCCAUCAUCGCCGGGAGAUAAGAAGCAGUCGAAAAAUUCAACCUGGGAUCUGUUAACCUACCGCAGACCACUUCAUCCGGGUUUUGGAUUCGGUCUGCGCUUCACUUCCCGUAUGUUGUUUGAGGGAAACCUUGGCAGUGACAGAAAGCGAGUAUUAUGCGAAUUCUUUUCCGGGUUUUGGUGCAACUCCGUGCAACUGGAUGUUACCUCGAAAUCUUCGUCGGACAACUACCAUGCUCUAGUCGAACCCGAUCGUGAAGCUUGCGUCCCAGCGUCUAUGCGGUGCGAUCGUUUACCAGAUUGUGAUCUGACUUUGGCCUCUGAUGAUGACUUGGUGAAUCGAUCGGCGGAUGAGGCGUACUGCAAUGUGUACCGUGGCAAAUACUCAUUCGGUCAACUUGACCAUCCACUCGCUUUACGACGCCUCAUCGCGGCCGUAUCCUGA